Molecule: messenger RNA, 1922 nt
Organism: Malania oleifera
Lineage: Eukaryota; Viridiplantae; Streptophyta; Magnoliopsida; Santalales; Ximeniaceae
Product: flavonoid 3'-monooxygenase CYP75B137-like
Exons: 3
Coding region: 93-1691 (532 amino acids)
Molecular function (GO): monooxygenase activity; oxidoreductase activity, acting on paired donors, with incorporation or reduction of molecular oxygen; heme binding
Source: RefSeq, a predicted model, not a curated record
AAAAAUGAUAUAAAAGAUUGAGUGAUCACUGCUUUCCCAACUUCUACACCACAAAAGUCAAUGAGCAAUCACAAUCCAAGAAAAAAAAAAUCAUGACAUCCAUCUCUCAAUCCCUCCGGAAUUCAUGGUGGUUUGAAACUCCCUCGAGUAACAUGGAGGAGCUGGCGCUAGGGAUUCUCCCCUUAGUCUUGGCCGCAGUUGCAGUUUCCCGGUACGUUUGGAUCUUCUCCAAGAAGACUUUCGGAGCCCCACCGUCGCCGCCUGGUCCCCUCGGCUUGCCGGUGGUCGGUAACCUCCCGUUCCUCGACGCCGAGCUCCACACCUACUUCGCAGGCCUCGCUCAGGCCUACGGCCCUGUCAUAAAGCUCCGGCUAGGCAACAAAAUCGUGGUCGUGAUAAGCUCGCCGGCCGCCGCCCGCGAGGUGCUCAAAGAACACGACGCCAUCUUCGCCAACCGCGACGUACCGGCGGCGGCGGCUGCGGCGUCGUACGGCGGUCGCGAUAUAGCGUGGAGUCAGUAUGGGCCCGAGUGGCGGAUGCUGAGGAAGAUCUGCGUGCGGGAGAUGCUUGGCAGCGCCGCGCUCAACGGCGUCUACGAGCUCCGACGUCGAGAGAUUCGGAAAACCGUGGGUUAUAUAUACAGUAGGGUCGGGUCCCCCAUGAUGGUGGGUGAACAAAUGUUUCUGACAGUGCUAAACGUGAUUAUGAACAUGAUUUGGGGGGAUACGGUGAAGGGAGACGGGAGCAAGAGCCUGGGGGCGGAGUUCCGGCAGGUGGUGACGGAGAUGACUGAGCUAAUGGGGAAGCCCAACAUCUCGGAUUUUUUCCCAGGUUUGGGCCGGUUUGAUUUGCAGGGCAUCAAGAAGCGGAUGAAGGGACUGGCCCUGCGGUUUGAUGUGAUCUUCAAUUCCCUUAUUGAUCAACGGCUGAGGAUUGAGGGACAGGGUGGGCGCGAAGCAGGGAAUAAGGACGAAGAGAUCAAGGAUUUUUUGCAGGUCUUACUACGGGUGAAGGAAGAAGGAGACACCAAAGUUCCAUUCACGAUGGACCACCUCAAAGCCUUGCUUAUGGAUAUGGUGGUGGGUAGCACUGACACAAGCUCCAGCACAGUGGAGUUUGCCAUGGCGGAACUAAUCAACAAACCAGAAUUGAUGCGAAACGCACAAGAAGAAUUGGACGCAGUCGUGGGCAAAGACAGCACAGUAGACGAAUGCCACAUUCACAAGCUACCGUAUUUGCAGGCCGUGAUGAAAGAGAUUCUGCGGUUGCACCCGGUGCUUCCGCUGCUGGUUCCUCACUGUCCAAGCCAGUCAUGCACCGUCGGGGGAUACCACAUUCCCAAGGGCGCCCGAGUCUUCGUCAACGCCUGGGCAAUACACAGAGACUCUUGCAUUUGGGAAAACCCGUCGGAGUUUAACCCGGAGAGGUUCUUUGGUGGCAAAUGGGAUGACGAUGGCGGCGGCUUCAGUUACAUCCCGUUUGGGUCUGGGCGAAGGAUUUGUGCAGGGAUAGCAAUGGCUGAGCGGAUGGUGAUGUUUUCCCUUGCUUCGCUUCUGCAUUCCUUUGACUGGAAAAUUCCUGAAGGGGAGACGUUGGACCUUUCGGAGAAGUUUGGCAUUGUCUUGAAGAAGAAGACUCCUCUUGUGGUGAUUCCUACGCCGAGAUUGUCUGAUCCAGCGCUAUAUGCAUGAGAAAUAAGCUAGGGUUGUGGCCUCUGCCGUUAAACUUGCGAUCUCGACCUUUUUAUGUCAUUUUUUUUUUCUCUAACGUACUCCUAUUAAUGAUGCAUAUAAUUAUAAUUUUUUUUUACUCUCCUUGCAAAUCUAGGAAGAAUCUUGGAGGUUGUGUUUGGAAUCAUAAUUUUCUAGACUUAUAUUUUAAUUUGUUUGAAUUUAAAUGAAACACAAAUGUAAUUUUGUUUA